Molecule: messenger RNA, 1411 nt
Organism: Camellia sinensis
Lineage: Eukaryota; Viridiplantae; Streptophyta; Magnoliopsida; Ericales; Theaceae
Product: putative WRKY transcription factor 48
Biological process (GO): regulation of DNA-templated transcription
Molecular function (GO): sequence-specific DNA binding; DNA-binding transcription factor activity
Source: RefSeq, a predicted model, not a curated record
CAAAAAAACGCCACUGAAAACAACAAGUACCCCUUCAAAGUCUCUCUCUUCACACUUAAAAACCCCAAAAACCAAACAGUCACACUCUCUCUUCUCUCUCUCUCCCUCUCUCUCUACACUCUUGCGUAACAAAACUGCACUUGAAACAGGCUUGAAAUGAAGAAGAAUCUGUGCUCCUGAUCAAUCCAUGGAGAAGAAGAAACAGGAGCCAAAAACCGAAAAUCCGAUGGCGAAUUCGACAUUUUCUGAUCAGAUUCAGACGAGCUUCCCUUUAUCGGGCAUCUUCGACAUGCCAUGUGAGGUAGAAAAAGGCUCUCUAGGCUUCAUGGACAUGUUAGGUAUCCAAGAUUAUGGUUCAUCAUCUUUAUUCGAUCUGUUCCAAACUCCGGCGAUGCCGCCUCAACCGCUCCUAUCACCGACACUUCCCGAGUCGUCGGAGGUGGUGAAUACUCCGGCGACACCUAAUUCUUCGUCGAUCUCUUCGUCGUCAACCGAAGCAGCUAAUGAUGAUCAGACUAAAACAACAGUAAUGGAAGAUCAAGAAGACCAAGAUCAAGAGAAGUCGAAGAAACAGUUAAAACCCAAAAAGAAGAACCCAAAAAGGCAAAGAGAGCCGAGAUUUGCGUUCAUGACAAAGAGUGAGGUUGAUCACUUGGAUGAUGGGUAUAGAUGGAGGAAGUACGGCCAAAAAGCUGUGAAAAAUAGCCCUUUUCCAAGGAGCUACUACCGAUGCACUACUGCAGCAUGUGGGGUGAAGAAGCGAGUGGAGAGGUCAUCUGACGAUCCAUCAAUCGUCGUCACAACUUAUGAGGGCACACACACCCAUCCGUGCCCGGUGACGCCACGUGGUAGUAUCGGAAUCAUGCCAGAAAGUGCCAUUUUUGGUGGUAGUUGCGGUGGCGGUGGUGGUUCCUCUUUUGUUAUUCCACAACCUCAUCACUAUCAACAUCACCACCACCAACAACCCUAUUUUCACAACCCAACACCUACUUUGAACUUUAGCACUACUACUACUACUAAUUCCUCAUUUCCAAGUUUUCUUCAAGAAAGACGGUUUUGCCCCUCUCCAUCUUCUCUGCUUAGAGAUCAUGGACUUCUUCAGGACAUCUUACCUUCACAGGUGAGAAAGGAGCCAAAAGAAGAGUAGAAGGAGUUUACCUGUUAUUAUCGGUAUCCACGGUAUGUAAUUCUGAUCUUACUGACUGAUCAUCUUGAGGUUUGUUGGGUUAUCUUUAGAUAAGAACCCUAAUUUACCAUCAUAUAGACACCUCUUUGAACAUCAUUGUAAAACUCAGGCCUUUAGCUAUGGAGGACUAGCUAGCUAGUUUUAUUUCUUAAUUUGUUCUUUCUUUGUGUUAUUCUUUGUACUUAGAGAUCUUUUAUAAUUAUGGAGAUUUUGAGCUUUUGUAUA